Messenger RNA from Drosophila busckii, 1764 nucleotides. Its product is annotated as translation initiation factor IF-2. Bases 109 to 1764 code for a protein of 551 amino acids. The transcript has a single exon. Lineage: Eukaryota; Metazoa; Arthropoda; Insecta; Diptera; Drosophilidae. The record is from RefSeq and is a predicted model, not a curated record.
CGUGGGAGUUUCUAAUUGCAAAUUCGAAUUCGAAUACAAAUCUCUAACAAAUCGACAGCGUAUAAAAGCUUGGAGCACUGCAGCAACGGAAGUUAGUUAACGGAAGCAAUGUGGGCUAAACAACAAAAGUAUUUGCUGCUAGUGUUGGCACUGCUGCCACUUAGCUGGGCAUUGGAGUCGAAGGAGCUGGAGCCACUGCAGCGACAGAAGCGCGCACUUACAACAAUUUGCGUGGAGAUUAAGCCCAGCGGACCGCAAGAGGAGCCUUACUUUAUGUGCAAGGGCACAGAGUUUCCAAGAGGCAGUGCCGUUGCGCCUCAAGCACAACCGGAGCAGCUGCCUCCGCCUGCCAGCUAUGCCAACUAUCAACAGCAUGCGUUUCCUGGCUAUGGCGGGUUUUUUCCCCAGCAGCUGUCACCGCCGCCGCCAGCGCCAGCGUCGUCAUAUAGCCAACAAUCUCAUCAAUCCACUGCGAGUGCAUCUGGAGCGCAGCCAUAUGGCCUGCCAGCAAUUUCUUAUGCAACUGCAGGCGGCGCAGCAGCAGCUGCACAUGGAACUGCAGCGAGUCCAAGCGCAACGGCCACGCCCACUACAUAUGCUGAUGCAGCGCCUACGAAGCCGUCGCCGAGCCCGCAAAGCUAUGAAUCCGUUGUAGGCAGUCGCCAUCAGCCAGGCAUGGACGUGGACUUGAUGCAGCUGCCCAAUGUGGGUUUUCGCCCCGAGGAGCUGCAGCGUCCAGAGCCAUUUGUAGGCGCUGCCUGGCCUCAAGCUAUGCCACAAGCUAGACAGGACUAUCUUGAUGAUCCCAUUAUGCGCACUUUCUAUGCCAGUCUGGAGCCGCAAGUGGAGCAGGCGGUGGCUAUGCCACAUGCAGCGCCACUAGAAGCAGCAGAGCCACCAGCACUAGCACAACAGCCGCCCAGCUAUGCGCCAACCACAGCUCCAGCUGCAGCGCCAGUCAUGCCCUUGGACAGCAGUGGCUGCAACUCUUGCCAACGCUCCUGCGCCGAUGCCAGCAAUGGCUAUGCCGCGCCAGCUGCUGCGCCCUGUCCCAGCUACCAGCCCGUCAUCAUAGCCAUGCCCUGCUAUGGACAACAGCAGCCAACGCAUUAUCUAGCCGUGCCCAACUCUGCGCCGCGGGAACAACUUGUUGGUGCGCCUUGGGCCUUGGGCAUGGGCAUGCAGCAGGCGCAGCAACCUCAGCUGGGCGCUGCUUACGGCAUGAAUCCGCAGGUGGGCGCACCCUUUGGCCUCGGACCCUUGAUGAAUCCCUUUGGCGCCUUUGGUCAUCUCAAUCCAUUCAAUCCGUUCAAUCGCAUGUUGGGCGCAGCUAAUCCGCAGCCUGGCUUGAGACUCUUUGGCAAAGCUUUCGAGCCCAGCACCAGCACUGAAGCAGCCAUGCCCAAGCCAACGACUACGCCAAUGAUGCUAGGAGCAGCUGCAGCAACCACCACAACGUCCAAGCCAGCAGCAACAAGCACAACUGAAGGCAGCGUAGGCGCUGCCUUUGAUGCUGGUGAAGAUUCCGCAGAGCAGGAUGCUGAAGAUGCUGAAGCUGAUGAGGAUGAUGCCACCGAAACUGCCAAUGCCAGCACCACUGAAGAUGCAGAAGAUGCCUCCAAGUCGGUGGAAGCGAAGGGCGCCACCGUGGAGCAAAUGAUCAGCAAGAGCGAGUCGAAGCUGAAGCAGGACAAGCGCAAGCGUCACAAUUCCCGCUACAGCAGCAACAAUCCACAGAAGCGCAAAUAUCUGCAGCGCUUAUAG